Molecule: messenger RNA, 9595 nt
Organism: Mirounga angustirostris (Northern elephant seal)
Lineage: Eukaryota; Metazoa; Chordata; Mammalia; Carnivora; Phocidae
Gene: SLC16A7
Product: solute carrier family 16 member 7
Exons: 7
Coding region: 708-2153 (481 amino acids)
Biological process (GO): monocarboxylic acid transport; transmembrane transport
Cellular component (GO): plasma membrane
Molecular function (GO): monocarboxylic acid transmembrane transporter activity
Source: RefSeq, a predicted model, not a curated record
UCACUGGCACAUUAAUUUAUAUAUUAUAGGACUUUUGCAGUGUGUUCCAGACAUAAUAUGAAAUCACAUGGUGGUAAAUACACUUGAAAAUGUGUAUUUUACAUGAUAUCAACUCAGAGAAAAAGAAUUAGAAGAUUAAAUUUAGCAGUUCAAAUUGACAGACUUGGUUACCUUCUUUGACCCAGGAUAUAAUUUAAGCCAAGUUAACUUUACCCAGUGAAAAGUAUGAACUCACUGUGCCUGUCAAAGCAUGUUCUUCAAGAAAAGAGAGGGCUACCUUUCCCCUAUUUGAGAGAAGAGAGAGGGAAGGGAAAAGCACAGAGUCUCUUGAGGUAUGUGUGCACGUUUGCUUCUGGCUAAAAGUUAAUGAUCCGUUGCCUCUGUUCUCAGCUCUGAGCCCUGAGAAAAGUGGAAAACUGUUCUCUAUUCAGUAGGCUCCAUGCCCAGCGUGAAGCCCAACGCAGGGCUUCGACUCACAACCCUGAGAUCAAAACCUGAGCUGAAAUCCAGAGUCGGAUGGUUAACCGACUGAGCCACUCAGACACCCCAUAAUCCAGAGUCUGCUCUACCUCUCUCCUUUUGCACUAACUUCACACAUCACUUCAAGGAAGAGUGACUAGACGUAAAAUUCCACAGAUAAUCCAAAAAUACCUGUUCAAGUUGACAUCUAUCAACAGAUUACUUGAAUCUCGAAUAGAGGAACAGAAAUGCCACCACCAGUAGGCCCCCCCCUAUACCCACCUCCCGAUGGAGGCUGGGGCUGGGUAGUGGUUGGAGCAUCUUUUAUCUCCAUUGGAUUUUCAUAUGCAUUCCCCAAAGCUGUCACCGUGUUCUUCAAAGAAAUUCAGCAAAUAUUCAAAACUACCUACAGUGAAAUAGCGUGGAUAUCAUCCAUUAUGCUGGCUGUUAUGUAUGCAGGAGGUCCCAUAAGUAGUGUUCUGGUGAAUAAAUAUGGUAGCCGACCAGUGGUGAUGGUAGGAGGUUUAUUAUGCUGUUUGGGAAUGGUCACAGCCUCUUUUAGUACCAACGUAAUAGAGCUUUACCUCACGAUGGGAUUUAUUUGUGGUUUAGGUCUAGCCUUCAACCUGCAACCAGCCCUAACGAUCAUUGGCAAAUACUUCUAUAAGAAACGACCCAUGGCUAAUGGCCUUGCCAUGGCAGGAAGUCCUGUUUUCUUAAGUACAUUGGCUCCUUUCAAUCAGUACCUUUUUAAUACUUUUGGCUGGAAAGGAAGCUUCUUGAUUUUGGGAGGUAUCCUGUUGAAUGCCUGUGUGGCUGGGUCUCUCAUGAGACCCGUUGAACCCAAACAAGUUACCAAUAAGUCUAAAAAUAAGAUUGGCAUAAGAAUGGAUGAUUCAGGUGUGAAGAAAAGCCAUAAGAAGAAAUCAGCAUGGGAGAAAGUCAAUAUGUAUUUAGAUUUCUCCCUUUUUAAGCAUAGGGGAUUUCUGAUAUACUUAUCUGGAAAUGUCAUUAUGUUUCUAGGGUUUUUUGCCCCCAUUAUAUUCUUGGCUCCAUAUGCUAAGGACAAAGGAAUUGAUGAGUAUUCUGCAGCUUUCUUGCUGUCUAUUAUGGCUUUUGUUGAUAUGUUUGCUAGACCUGCUGGAGGACUCAUUGCAAACUCCAAACUUAUCCGCCCCCGAAUCCAGUACUUCUUCAGUUUUGCAGUCAUGUUCAAUGGAGUGUGCCAUCUCUUGUGCCCAUUGGCAGAGGACUACCCAAGCCUGGUGUUAUAUGCUAUAUUUUUUGGUCUUGGAUUUGGGAGUGUUAGCAGUGUCCUCUUUGAAACUCUCAUGGACCUGGUUGGCCCUCAAAGGUUUUCCAGUGCUGUAGGACUUGUCACAGUGGUGGAGUGUUGCCCCGUUCUUCUUGGUCCUCCUCUUGCUGGGAAAUUGGUGGAUCAAACUGGACAGUAUAAAUACAUGUAUAUAGCCUGUGGGGCUAUUGUGUUCCUAUCGAGUGUGUGGCUGCUGAUCGGCAACGCUAUAAACUACAGAUUGCUUGCAAAGGAAAAGGAGGAAGAAGAAAGGAAGAAGAAACUGCAUACACCUGAGUCCAGAGAGUCUGAGCCCUUGAACAAAUCUAACCAUCAUGAUGUUAACGUCAAAAGUACAAGAACAGAGAAUAAUUCCUCAGAAAGAGAAACUAAUAUUUAACAAGAAUCACAUCUCUGAUUUCAGUGUUUAUGACUUUCUUAGGAGUAUUUUUUUUUUUUUUUUCAAAAUAUUGGGGAAGUUUUUACUUGAAAUGAGGAGUCAUAAUGAAGAACGGAGAUGAGAUUUUCCUCGAUGGCAAAUUUUUAUAAGUUUGUUUUUUAACACUUGUUUGGAUAGUCCAGUUUUGAGAUUAUGCCUAUAAAGAAUCCAUGCAAUGGGUUUAUUUCCAUACAUGAUUCUGGUUGUCAUGGUUAAAAUAAUUUUAAAGUCUUCCAGUCUUGGUUAUAGAGAUCGGAAUUCCAAACCUCUGGUUUAAGUAGUUAGAAGGCGUAUGUUUAAUCCUAUAAGAAUACCCUGUCCAAAUUUCAUUUUUUAGUGUUAAAUAGAAUUGAAGGAAAAUUAAUUUUCUUCUGGUGUGCACAUGCACACACACACACACACUCACCUAUAUGUACACACGUGCAUGGAGUAUCCAGCGAACAAAAGUAAGUUCAAAAAGAAUAUUACCACUUUUUUUAACUUUAAAAAUAAAUCCAUGGAGAAUGAGGAAAUGUGUUAUAUCUGCAUACUACUUUACAGUGUGAAUUUUAAAGAUAAGAACAUGGGUGAAAAUGAGAAUGAUCUUAAUUUGAAAAUGCAACUAACUGUGUAAAAAAAAAUUUGCAUGUAUAAAAUAAAUUUGAAAAAAAAAAACAACCCUCCAUUUUAAACCAUUAAUUCUGCGCACUGUUAGAUUUGAUUAAUCCAUGCACAUGAUUUCUUUGAGGACAGUCAUUAGUACCUGGUGCUAGAGAAUAGAACCCUCAAAUAAUUUUCAGAAUUCUUACUUAAUAUGUAAAUCAAAUUAAAAGCCUAAGUGACUCCUCACAAUGAGCUACGUUCAUUGAUUUUAAAAGGAUUUUUGUUACUAAUCCAGAAAGUAAUAACCAGGGAUUUCUUUUAAUCAGAACUCAGUCUAGACUCACUGUCAUACUGAGACUUCAAGAUGGAAUUUACUGGAAUCGUGGUUGACAGGCUGGCAAAUAAGCCAAAUUCUAAUUUUUCCCAACACAUAACAGUGAUCAGAGGAUUACUGCUAUGAGUGAUCUGAGUAAAGCUGACUAAGAGGGAGAGGUGCUUAUACUGAGCCCUCUCCGUUCUGUCAUUUCUCGCCCCUCCCUAAAAUGCAAAAGCAAAACACAGAAAUCCAAACAGGCCUUUCACCCAGCCACUGAAAUUCCUCACGCUGUGGGGAAUGGCAGCACCUCAAAAUCCCACCCCGUCCUGGUGAGACUUCCUCCUGCCUGGGAACAUAACCGGGAGACUGGAGACUGUUAGAAAAGGUUUCUAGAACUGGAGACUGCACGUAACUCUGUAUACACACUUGGGAAGGGUAGGUAGGCAUAGUUAAUCACACGAUAGCAAGAGGCCUGCAACAUUGCCGGCCAGUUUAAUUUAGCAGUUUCUCAUUUUCAUAACAAUGUUAAAACAUCUGAGAAUCUGAAUCAGCUUUGAAUAUUCAGGCAUGUGAUAGUUACUGUGCACUCAGAACUAUAAAUACCACUUAGAGUAAUACAAUACUUUUAAACAAGAAAGAAUUUGUGCCUUAUGGCUAAAGUUAUAAGUAUUUACAUCAGUAAAUCUGAAGUUUAAAUUAAGAGUAUGAUUAAUAAAAAACAUUUAGUGCUUGAUUAUUGAAGUGAUGUUACUCUUCAGAUGUCAAAAGGAAUUUGCUGUUCAUUUUUUUUAAUUGCAGUGGAGGCAGAUGCUAUCUUAUUUCCUAUAAGAUUGCACCUGGACCCCAAGCUUUUGUAAUAGUUAACAUUAAGGAUUUGAUUUGUAAAAUUUAUGCACUGGUUAAGCAUGUGGCUCAUAUUUAGGAAGCUAUAAGAAGUCCCAUAUUUCAUUUAGCAUUCAUUUUGUUAGCAGAUGAAGAGGAAUUUGUAUUUUUUAAAUAUGAAAUAAAGCAACUUGUGCCAAUACCAUAGGUAAAUAAAUUAGGCAAAAUGUGGCAGUGUAUGGCUGUUUUAAUUUAGUUUUGCCCAGUCUUGAGUCUUGAAUGAGCUACUUUCAUAUUUUUAGUCCUUUUGUAUUCAACUCUGACUCAUCAUAAGAAAUGCAACAUCAUAAGUUGUGUAGUAGCUCUCCAAUCUUAAACAUUUCCAAAAAGUCUUCAAUUCUCUGAGGAUACAUAUUUAAAUUAAUACACAUAUCAGAUCCCAGGGGCAAGUAAACAGCAAAGUAAUGAUAGUGGGGUUUUGGGUCCACGGCUUUAGUCCUUUUUGUCACCUGCUGGUAGAGACAAGCUGGUGGGUGCAUUCCAGUGCCUUCCUCCAUGGAAGGAGGUUUAUUUACUUACUGAUGAGGUUUUCGUCAGUUCUGUUGGUUUUUGGUCAUCUCCAUUAACUUUUUAUUUCUAACACUGUAUAUUACAAUGUCAAAAAAGAAAGGGAAGUAAAACUGCACAUUCAAAGCACAUGAUAUGUAUACAGCCAUGCUUCGCAACAGCUCUACACAAAGUUACAAAUAUGCACACAUAUUAAUUCCUAUAUUAAAUGUUGAAAAUUAAUUUAGAACACACUUGAAACAGCGACAGAGACUCACAUACAGGAUUGAGAAUCGUUCCAGGGUAAAAUAAUUUUCUAGUCAUUCACACUCUCCACUCCCUUGAACCUGUGAGAAUAUUUGUUGCUUUCAGAGAAUCUUUAAAGACCGAGAAGAGAAUAUCAGCUCAGAACAUUCACCUAGUCUAGAGGAAGAGGUAUAGUUGGCCUCUGUGUGUGCAGUCAUCAGUGAUGUCAUGAAGCAAAAUCAGAGUACACCAUUAAAAUUCCUUUUCGUCCCAUUCCCCCACUGGGGGAAUGGUAAAGAAGGGAGGUUAUCAACCAGGGCACUAAAAUAAUUCAUGAUCACUGGCUACUUCAAGUAUUUUUCUGCUUGUGAUAACUAGCAGCUCAUAUUUUUCACAAUUUAACCUUAAAUGUGCCUUCAUUAAUUUAAGAAUACAAUAUUGGCUAUAGACUUGUCCUGACCAAUCCCUACCCUCUUUCCCAAUGCUUUUUUUUUGGGGGGGGGUCCAGUCAACACACAUUUAAGAGGCACUGGGCCAGGCUCUAGUGUACUUCACGUUGGAAGACAUGACGUUUUCUCAGUGUAAAUUCACAUGAGUUUCACUUCUUUAAUAUCAAGUUCCAACAGUCUUAUCUCAUGCCCCACCCCUGGACACUAGAAAAUAAGUAAAAUAAGUUUGACAUAUUUGAAUGUGCAUUUUAAAAAUCUCGAUUUUUUUUUUAUUCCUUUUCUGGCUGCACAUGACAAUUGAGGAUACUGAAAAAAGAUGUAUGAUGUAAAUGUUAAGUUUUUAUAUUGAUAUUAUAAAACGUGGAGAAAUCCUUAAUCAGUUAAUUGAAAAUUAUUUUCCAUCCAAAAGUACCUCUUUUUAAAAAAAAGCCCUCUCAUAUGUGUAACGUUGCACACUUGUAAUAAAACAAAAUUAAAAAUCAUGAUCGUUAGGCUCCAUUUAAUAGGAACUAAUAUUUUGCCUACAUAAUACCUUUUAAUAUCCAAACCAAAUUGUAAGUAGAGGCUAUUGACCUGACAUAACAGAUGAGAGAAACAAAACAAAAUCAGACACACAAAGUUCAGCUAAUUACCCGAGUGAAAGUAGUAAGUGACAGAACCAGAACUAAAACUCAGAUUUAUCUAAAAGCAGAAAGAGCCCCUGGGGUGUUCACUAGCAUGCUGCCUUCAAUAGAAUCUAUAGAAGCAAAGGUAGAUAAAAUAUAGAUACAAAAAAUUUAAACCCUAUACAGUAAACCAAUUAGGUUUAACUGCAAUUUGUAUUCUGAUUUAUUUAGCGUUCAUUAGAGACUUUGCUGUAAACUGAAUAUAUAAUUUCAAGUUGCCUGCUUUUCUAGCCAAUGCAUAUUACCCCAAAUAGUGGUAAUGAUUGUAUAAUAGCCAUAAUUGUUUUAAUACGACUUUCUGCACAAAAAUAAUGACAUAUUUAUAUGACUCAGGGAUAAUAUAUUUUCCCUGAGGUUGGAUUUAGAAGAAAAAUGUUAUUUUCUUUAUGGAUAAGUAAUUCCCAUAUUGGUGGCUACUUAUUAUGACUCAAAAAGUACUUCAUACAAAACAUUAUAUUCAGAAUUAUAGGGAUUCCCAUUUAUAGGAUCAUCCAAGCUACCAAAGAAACUUAAAAAGAUUAUAAGAUAUAAAUGAUUUGGUUCAUCUAUACAGUAUAUAUUUAUUUUCAUCAUUUAAUGCAACUACCCCUACGUUCUAAAUCAUUUUUCAGCCUUCCUUGAACAUCUGUAACUGCCAUCGUCCUCUCUGUCCAUUUGUCUAUAGACAGAACAAGUAUCCUUGCUUUUGUCUUUUCCCUCUAAGACUUUUGACUUCCAUAGAAUAAUGUUCUCCUUAGCAUUAUUUUAGAUGGUGUACUUCUAGUGUCUUACAUCUUUCACAAAAUCACACGUGCUGCAUCUAGUCUUAUUUAGUUGUGAUUUGUAGGAAUGGCUGUCUUCCUGGAAUCAACAGUAUGUACUCUUGGCCAUGACCUCUCAACUUCACAAGUGAAGGAACUCCUGUGACUGGAGGCUUAAGGUAUCCUGGAUAAGGAAGGUGCUCAUAAUCUAGAAGACGUUUUGUUAAUAUGAGUCUUCCUUGUGCAAUGAUAAAUACAUAAAUGAAUGUGAUUUUUAGGAAUCUAGAAAAAUCAAUCUUCCCGUCCUUGGUACUAACUAUCCUGGAUGUUUCUAAUCUUCUUAAAGGGCCUCACGACUUUGAGAAACAAAGCUUACCAGGACAGCACCGCACCAUUACAUAUCCUAUAUGCUCUUUCAAUGCAACGAGAUCCUGGAUACAUCUUACCAAGUAGAUUUCUUACCACAACACUUCAUAGUACCAAGCAGCAUCAAAAUUAUUCAGAUAUAAAUUGAGAUUAGAAUCUUUAUUCAACUCACUUUGAUUUUUAGGUUUUGAUUUUUACACAUCCAUGUGCAUGGUCUCCCUCCACUUAAAAGCUGAGAGGCUCAAUUAUCAGUAAUUAUAAUGCUUAUAUAAUCAAAAUCAGAAACUAUCUUUGUUGAUAAUUAAAACAUGAACAAUUUGCUGAGCUCACAUAAUUUUUUGUAGUUCUCAUUUUCUCUUCUUUGCUAUCAGUUGUUUGUACACUAUUUAAUUUUUAACUCCUACAAGAUCCUGCAAUCUGGUUUAUGUUAGUCUUCCCCCACACUGCCUUUCCUUCGCUUUAUUUCACUUAUGAACAGUUCAUGAAAACAUUGUUAUAGUACUGAGAAUCAUACUUUUAGGUCCCUGUGUUAAGAGGAAAAGUAAUAUUGCAAACAAUUUUUGGUGUUAAUAGAGCAUAUGGCAAUUUUUUAGACUGAAUUAUUUCUCCCAUCCCAAUCCUGAGCUACCUUACCUUCUCACCUUUUUUUCUCAUUUUUUAAAAAUAUUUUCUUUUCAUUGUUUUUCACAAUGUCUAGGCCAGGUUCUUAAGCAUUUUUCAUCAAUUCUGGGCAUUUUUAAUACAAAAUUCUUGUUCCUUUGGUGGGUUUAGUUAUGCUUCCCCUGUGUGCAUGAAUGCCAUGUUUUUCAGUCUCCAUAUGUACUUGUUAAUAGUGUGAGUAACAUUCAGGAGUAUUUCAGUAGGUGAUUAAUUAAUUACUCUUUCAGCAAAUAUUUUUUCUUCAUAUAGCAAAACAAGCUUUUUUUGUUUAUAAUUCAAAUAUGGCAAAAUAAGCUAAAGAAGCUCUGUAUGAAAACACUGCUACUCAAUAUUCUAUCAAGGCAUAAGGUAAAAAGUUCUGUGAUGAACAAAAGAUCGGAAUUCUUAUAUGAAUUUCAGGGUGAAUUUUGAAACAUAUUCCUCUAAGCUUUUUAUUCUGGGUUGGUUGUUACUUUACUUUCACAUGCAUCUAAAAAAGAUUUUGAAGUUAGACCUAGUUUAUAUAGCUUGUGCAUUAGAGUAGAGUACGAAUUUUGGAUAUACUAUUUAAAGGACUUUAUUUUUCUACCACAUGCUUUCUAUUUGUAACUAAAGUAUGAAGAUUUCUGGAUUUAGUGAGAAAAGACAUAUGAAAUAAAGUGUUUAUUUUGGGGGUGCCUGGGUGGCUCAGUUGGUUGAGUGUCCAACUCUUGGUUUCAGCUCAGGUCAUGAUCUCAGGGUCGUGAGAUUGAGCUCCGAGUUGGGCUCCAUGUUCAGCGUGGAGUCUGCUUGAGGUUCUCUCUCCCUCUCCCUCUGCCCCUCCCCCUGCUCGCGCUUUCUCUCUCUCUCUCUCUCAAAUAAAUAAAUCUUUAGAGUGUUUAUUUUCUAAGCAUUAGAUGUAAUUGUAUUUUGAUUUGUAUUGUAUUUUGUUUUGAUAUAUUUAUGUAUCAAAAAUAUAUUUGAUUCAUUUCAUCUUCUCAACCCUCUAAAUUAAGUUUGUUAGAUACGCACAUUUUUACAGAAUAAGACUAGAACAGGUUAAGGGCUUUGCCUAAACAUAUAUCUAUCUUUUGAGUAAAUGCAGGGUAGGAAGUAGAACCCAAGUCUUUUGAUUCCUGACCCACCUUUUUCCCCAUUGCACUGUAUUAGCCAUCCUAUUUUAAUGGUAAUCUUUAUAGAUUGAAUACAUAUUUACCUGGAAACACUUACUCUAGCCUUGCUUGAUAAAUCCUUUAUUUCCAAAAUGAGUGUAUUUCUCCUGAGUCAUAUUUUGCAAAAUCAUGUUUGUAAAUUUAAUUUGAAGGGUAUUUAAUGAUCCCCACAGUAGAUAAUUCUGAGUAAACUGGACAUAAUAAUUGGUGGGAUGAAUGAUUUUGCACUAUAUAUGUUGUUAUAGCAAUAUCUAAGUCAUUAAAAAUACUCGCCAAUAAUGUGUUUAUAGAAUCGUGUGUCAACAUUCCAUUAAUUCCUCCUUUCUUUAUGUUCCUAUUUUAUUUUAGAAGCAUCUUUCACUUGUUUCCUAAAAAUUUAAUUCCAGAGCACAGAACACGUGAUGCAAGUUUGUUAAAUUAUUAAGUUGUAUGCAAGAAAUUAUCAUCAUUGUAUAGCUUUAAGAAGAAUGUUCCAACAAUAUUUCUUGAUCCAAGAAUCUGAGGAUGAGUUAAUAAAAUUAUUAGGAUAAGACCUAUCUCAAAAAUUCUUGCUUUAUUAGAUGGUCAUUCUAUGUAGUUAACAUAAAACCUGACAACAGGUGUCUGGCAAUUGUAGAACUAUAGUUUCUUUAAUCUUUGUGAUACCAUCUUCUUCUGUCCCCAUCUUGAUAGAUUUUUUUUUCAGAUUUUCCGUUUUGAUUCUAUUUCAGAAAAAAAAAAUCACUUCUAAAUAAAAGAUCCCUAGUGAAGGGGAGAAUGGUUGUUAUUAGGAAUUUGCUCUGUAAAAGUGUAAAAACAAUCUGUACUCGGUAUUUGUUUGCUUAAUUCAUCAAGGAUAUUCACCCUAAGAACAUACUUUAAUAAAAGUUUUGAUAAACUGA